AUGGUUCUCGGACCUAGUGUCCUUACUAGACGGCUCCCCAAUGGAGCUUCCCCUCAGACAGGAUCUCCUGUCGCAAGCGGGCGGCUCGAUAAUACAUCCCCGCCCAGAACUGUGGAAGCUAUGGGCCUGGCCUCUGAGGGGGCCAGGUUCAUAGAUGCUGGUCUUCCAACUGAGGUUGUGGAGACCAUCCUUAACUCCAGAGCUCCCGCCACGAGGAAGCUUUAUUCCUAUAAAUGGAAUUUAUUUUCUGCUUGGUGCAGACAGAAUAAUAUGGACCCUGUCCACUCUCCUAUCAGCUUUGUGCUAAGAUUUCUCCAAGAAAAAUUCUCGGAGGGCCUAUCGCCUUCAACCUUGAAGGUUUAUGUCGCGGCUAUCUCAGCCUUUCAUGCUCCUCUUGAGGGUGGCUUCUCGGUGGGUCGAGACCCCCUCGUUACUCGCUUCCUCCGUGGCACACUGAGGUUGAGGCUGGCCUGGGACCUGGCUGUGGUAUUACAAGGUAUUUUCCACCACUGUAUAAUAUGUGUGUUUGGUGUUGCUGGCAAUGGAUUAGUCAUCUACAUCACAGGCCUCAAAAUGAAAAGCACUGUCAAUACCAUCUGGUUUCUCAACCUGGUGGUAGCAGGCUUCCUAUUUUCAUUCUUCCUGAUCUUUAAUGUAAUUCAUGAAUACCAUGAGUUCAACUGGCCUUUUGGUGACUUAAUGUGCUUCUUGAGCAGCCUGGUGACCAUGUUGAAUAUGUUUGCCAUCAUCUUCCUGCUGACAGCGAUCAUCAUCAGUCUGGACCGAUGUCUGUGCACAUGGAUGGUUGUUUGGGCUCAAAAUAACCGAACUGUACUGAGAGCCAGGAUCAUCUGCGUGAUUGUGUGGGUUUCAUCCAUCAGCUGCAGCAUCCCUUCCUCCGUGAAUGUGUUUCCUGCUAAGUUUCUGGUCACAUAUAUAUUUUUAGUGGGCUUUCUCAUCCCCUUCCUGAUCAUUGCAUCUUCACACAUUGCUGUUGGAGUACGAAUCAAACGACUCAAAAUGGGGAAGCAGCACAGGUCGUACCGGGUCAUUAUCGCUAUCAUCCUGACUUUUUUCGUAUGUUGCUUUCCAUACCAUGUUUGCAGUUUUUGUAAAAUAAAAAUGGAAAACUGGAGUGCCAGUGAUGAAGAAGUAUUUCUGACAGCAAUAAAAUUCAGUAUCUAUCUGGUUUUUCUAAACAGCUGUCUGAACCCCAUUCUCUAUGUGUUCAUGUGUGAUGAAUAUAAGAAGAAGCUGAAACAGUCUCUGCUGCUGGUGUUGGAGACAGCGUUUUCUGAAGAACAUCUGAUCUUUAAAGGAAGGCAGAUACAAAAGGAUGAGCAGAACAAGAAAAACACCUUUGAAUUGUUAGAUAAGUAGAAAAACUAAAUGAUUUUGACCACCAUAACUAUCCGUUUCAGUUCUGUGCCUCAGUUUUCUCUUGUUUCUCUGUUUCUGUUAGUCUUUAUAGGUUACAAACUGUUUGAUUAAGUGGUCACAUGGUGUUUCAUGAUUCUUUGAUUUGUUCUGUCUAUUUCAGCUCUGUGUUUCUUUCAGUUCAUUGUCAGUUCUGCUUCAUUUUGUUGAAAUUUAUUCUCUGUUUCUUUUGUUAAUAAAAUACAGACUGCUGCAUUUAGAUCCUUUUCUCCUCAUUGCAACCAAUUUGUGA
Molecule: messenger RNA, 1669 nt
Organism: Megalobrama amblycephala (Wuchang bream)
Lineage: Eukaryota; Metazoa; Chordata; Actinopteri; Cypriniformes; Xenocyprididae
Product: C3a anaphylatoxin chemotactic receptor-like
Exons: 3
Coding region: 1-1380 (459 amino acids)
Biological process (GO): inflammatory response; phospholipase C-activating G protein-coupled receptor signaling pathway; positive regulation of cytosolic calcium ion concentration
Cellular component (GO): plasma membrane
Molecular function (GO): G protein-coupled receptor activity; complement receptor activity
Source: RefSeq, a predicted model, not a curated record